AUGUUAAACACAGUCUUGCCAAGAUGCAGAUGUACCUAGUGCUGGUUCUGGUAGCCCUUGCUGGUAACAGCUUUGCCAUGGAUAGAUGCAGUGUGGUCAGGGCACUGAGGAAUGGAGGUGUUGUUGGGAUAAAAGGCUAUACUCUGGGAGACUAUGUGUGCUUAGUCCACUAUGCAAGUUACUAUGAUGAAUACCUAAACCGAAGUCCCUCUGAGUAUGGGAUCUUCCAGAUCAACAGCUAUUGGUGGUGUGAUGAUGGCCGAACUGUAGGACGCAAGAACCUCUGUGGAGUACCCUGCAGAAAUUUACUGGGAAGGUACCUUGGUGAUGAUAUAAGGUGCUUAAAAAGAAUUGUAAACGAUCCUAAUGGACUUGGAGCUUGGAGCGCUUGGAGAAAUAAUUGUCAAGGAAGGGACCUAAGCCGUUUCACCAGUGGAUGUUAAGAAUCCAUCAAGAGAAGAUGCACUUUAUCUAGUAUUAUGUUGUUUAAUGCAAGGAAAAUGCUACUUGUAGUUUUUCUUCAGCUGAAAAUAAAUACAAACAACUGAACAAUAAAUUGUUUUAUCAAGUUA
Bombina bombina (fire-bellied toad) is the source of this 572-nucleotide messenger RNA. Its product is annotated as lysozyme C. The transcript is spliced from 4 exons. Lineage: Eukaryota; Metazoa; Chordata; Amphibia; Anura; Bombinatoridae. Bases 24 to 443 code for a protein of 139 amino acids. Gene Ontology annotation, molecular function: lysozyme activity. The record is from RefSeq and is a predicted model, not a curated record.